UGUUUCAUUCCAUGUAUUCCGUUUAAUAUUUGUGCGUGUAAGAUUUUAUCAAGUGUGUGAAAAUUUUGUAAAAUAGUUUCAGAGCGUACAUGAUUAUUAUUUUUACUUAGCAAAUGAACUAAAUAUAUAAAAGAAAUAACAAAACACUUUAUUAUAUAAUAAAUUGUAAUAAGCAUGGCAAACAAAACUUUUUAACAACUUCCGCGAUAGUGAAAUCGAAGGUGAGCAACAACAACAAAGUGGAACGCCAGCCCUCCAAAAAUUGUGUGUUUUGCACAUUUGCCGCCGAUUUUACCGCGUGAAAAGUUGACUACAAACGAAUUACGCGCAAAUUUUUAGCAACACAAGAAAUUUGUAAAAAGGCUAGUGAGCUCUAUAAUGUCCGUUGCUGAAUAUAACAACUAUGACACAAUGACCUCUAACGCCGCAAACACAGGAAAUUAUAACGAGGAUCACAUUUAUCGGCAAUGCCAAAAUAAUAAUAUAACUACGGAACUACGACAACAGCAACAACGUCAAUAUGAAGCCCUGCAGAAAGAACAAAAAUUGUUGCAACGAAUACAGCAUAAUAUACCACCGCCAUCACCAGAAUUACCCCUACAGCAACAACAUGAUGGUGCUUUAUCAAACAAACUGCAAGAUGUAACACAAUCGGUGCAACAGAAUUCGUCACAGCAGUACCAAAAAGCGACAGCUUCUGCUACCGUAUUUACUUCGAACGAUUUGGCCGUGGAAAGCAUAAUGCCUGGCAUAUAUUUAACGAAGAAUUUCAUCGCCUGGAAUGAGGAAAAUUUACGCUCACAUGGCUUUACACAUAUCAUAAUCAUAGAUAAGCAUAUACAGGAGUUAUAUUACCCUUCACCCAUAUUUAAACUAUCAACAGAAAAUACCACAGUGGAAGCAUUUGAUACAUAUGAGUGCUUUAAUCAUCCAGCUUCAACGUCACUUAAAUUUGGUAAAGAAUUUGAAGCGAUUAAUUUGAAUUUUGGUGAAAAGUCUUAUUUAACCACUGUGUUACCGAAUUGUUAUCGCGCUGUGAAAUUUAUUAAUAAAGCAUUAUUAGCGGGUGGCACUAUAUUGGUGAUCGAUUGUAAUGGCAGUGAACAGAAGUGUGUAACGAUAAUUGUUGCAUAUCUAAUGUACAAACAUAAUAUAAAUUUCAGUAAAGCAUUUACGCGCCUAAAAGAGCACUAUGAAAAGGCUGAUUUGGAUCGAUUUUAUAUGACGCAAUUGUACGAAUAUGAACCAAUAUUACAGGUGCAGCGUGCACAAUCACGGGGUCAGAGUUGUUCACGUGAAAUGUAUUCGGCGAUAUUGAAACGUAAGAAGGGCGUAGAUGAGGAAACAUGCGUGAAUGAUGUGAGUGAUGGUAAUAUGGCAUUCUGCGCUGUCAAUACCACAGACGACUUUUUCAAUACAUUCAAUCCAUUAUCGAAUUUUAAUGCAACAACAACUACCAUUGCGGAAAGGAAUUUAAAAACAUCAAAUGCAUUUAGACAACAAAUACAGCACAAUCAAUUGCAUGACGCAGCGAUGCCGCAAACGUCUAUUUACCACCAACCUGAACAAAAUGCUAUGUCGUCAACAACAGUUUAUAGUAGCAACGACUGUAAUGCCAGCGAUGAUUAUGCUAUGGAGUAAAUAAACUGAGUUAAUUUAUCCAUACUGUAACCGGCGACUCUCUUAGGUUAGUAUUUUUUUGUAUAUAAAUAUGUACUUUUAAGUAUGUAUAAUUAGUAUUUAAUUUAUGAUAAAAUCAGUACAGGAUUUGUGUUAGUAAAAUUUAAAUCUUACAUAAAGUCAACCGUUUGCUGUGUUGAAACUUAUUUUGACAUAUACAAUAUUCUUAAACUUAUUUUUAAUUUUUAUAACAGAAAAUCAAAUCAAUAUAACAGUAGUUAUUUUACAAUUUUAUCUAAUUUUUUUUAUACUAAACUUAAUACUAUCUGUUAAAAAAAAAAAACAAACAGUAUGUUAUAUAUAAAUGUUGUGCAAAGAAAAUCCAUGAUUCUCCUCUGCUCUUCAUUCUAUUCUAGUUUGCUUUAAAUUUUACUAAGAAAAGCCUUACAAACUUUUUAAGGCUACCGUGGAUGUUUUAUGUUUUUCGAGCAGAGAACGCACUUUUAAAUAUUUUAUAUAUACAUAUAUAUAUAUAUAUAUAUAUUAUUUGGCCCAAUCAGUCGUAUUAAAUUUAGUGCAUUUGAAAAUGUUAUGUUCUGGGGUUUCUUCGACCUGUUUGAUUUUGAAUUUGAUCAUUUGCUUGAUCUGAUUUCCGUCGGUUUUAUUAUUUGAUUUUAACCAUGGAUUUUUGGAGAUAAGCGGAAACAUUUAGUAAUAUUUUUUCUCUUUUUCGUUGCUGAUUGGGUUGUAGUACUCUUGCCAUUUCGCAGUGCGGUUUCUUUCAAUUUCUUUACUGGCAUCACCCAUUGUCCAUCCUAAAUGGAAAAAUUCUCCAUUGCGGUCUGCAUGUUUUGCUGCAGUGUCUACUACAUUACUUUGAUGGAUUCCUCUAUGAUUUGGUUUGAAAUAAAUCUGAACCAUUUCCAAACUGCUGUUCUGAAUAUUAUUGCGGAUAUCAAUUGCCAAGUAGUAGUUUAAUUCGGCGUUGGUUAAUGCAAUUGCAUCUGACUUGCUAUGUGUCAGGAAAGCUAGUCGAUGCAUUUGAUACGUUAAGGCAAAAUCUACUGCUUUAUCAAAGAUUAUUAUUUCGGCGGUCAUUGAAGACAUUAGUUUCUCAGUAUUGAAUGAGCGAAUGAUAUUAGAUCUUUUUGAUGAAUUGUUGUAAUAAAACGCAGCGUUUGUCGUUCCCUCUUUUACUGAACCGUCUGUAAAAAUUAUUUCUAUGUUUCUAUUCUUUAAGUCGUUUAUCUUUUUAUUGAAUAGCUUGUGUAUUUGUUCAUUAUUAGUUUCUUUUUUGGAUUUUGCUGUGUUUUUGAAAAAGUCGAUGUCUAAUUUGAUUUUUGUAGUUGUUGUGCUAUCGAUACAUACUAUACCAGCAACAUCCACUCCUUUAACUUUAUUUUGUAGUUCUGUAUUUAUCAUUGAUACAAAAUGUUGUAGAUUUCUUUUUCUGAAAAGCAUAUGACCUAGGUGGUAUAUGUUCAUGUUGGUUAAUACAGUUUUAAUAUUGGUAUUAUCUUUAUAUUUCUCCACUCUUCCGGUAUCACCCCACUUACCCAGAUAUUUUUCAAUAAUUAGAGGUGUGCAUUUUUCUCUUCGUCUGGUAAAUUUUAUAACAUUCUAUAGGAUAUCCCAUCCCACCCUUUUGCUGAGUAGGGAUUGCGUUGUCUCAAAAAUUCGUUUAAAUCUUCUAACAACAAAUGUUGCGUCUAGUUGUUUGACUUUUGCUAAGAGUUUGGAUAUAAUUGUCGGGCGAUGUUGCUGCGAUAUUGAAAAACCUGUAGGGAGCUGUGGAAAUUCUAUGUCUACUGUGGCAUUAUCUUUUAGGAUUGACAAUCGGUUUCCGAAGAUACUCGAGUAUUUUUGUCUUGCUUCCAUUUGUGAAAAAUUUUCUAAUGUCAUAAUCUCUUUGAUUGUAUACGCCUUAAUUCUGGCUGGACAUCCUUUGUAAGUUGCGCUGUGAUUACCUUCACAGUUGGCACAAGAAAUAGUUCUGCAUUUAUCGUGUAGUUCGUGUGAUUGACCACAUUGUGGGCAUAUUUUUUUUUUUGCUGUUUGCAGUGCUUUGAAAAAUGGUUGUAUCUGAAGCAAUUGUAGCAUUGUCCAAAGGAAAUUAAUGGUUUAACUUGUAUUUUUGUGUAGGAAUAUGUUAUCUCAGUUGGUAUUUCUAAACCCUCAAAUAUAAUUUUUAUUCUGCGAGUUGGGAUGAAUUGAUCAUUAACUUUUCUCGUUAUUCUGAUAAUUUGUUUGAUAUUAACCGGUGAAUUUAUGUGCUUUAUUAAUUCUUCUUCUGUUAAUUCAGUUGGGAUGUCGAAUAUGAUGCCUAUUUUGGAGAUGAAGUGGGCGAAGAUUUUUCCUUCAUAUUCCCCGUGUACUGAUGCACAAAAUUUAUUGGCUGCGUUGCCAUUUUUAAAUAAUAGUCUACAUCGUUCAAAACCAAUUUUUUUAAUGUCAAAUGUAUCAGCGAUUUUAUUAUUUAUAAUAUACAUAUUUGUUUAAACUGAUAGCAUUAAUUUGUUGUCUUUUACCAUUAUUUGUCAUUCUGUCUACAUAUACCAUAAAUGAGCCUUUAUGAUUAUAUUUUGUCUUGCUUCCAUUUGUGAAAAAUUUUCUAAUGCCAUAAUCUCUUUGAUUGUAUACGCCUUAAUUCUGGCUGGACAUCCUUUGUAAGUUUCGCUGUGAUUACCUUCACAGUUGGCACAAGAAAUAGUUCUGCAUUUAUCGUGUAGUUCGUGUGAUUGACCACAUUGUGGGCAUAUUUUUUUUUUGCUGUUUGCAGUGCUUUGAAAAAUGGUUGUAUCUGAAGCAAUUGUAGCAUUGUCCAAAGGAAAUGAAUGGUUUAACUUGUAUUUUUGUGUAGGAAUAUGUUAUCUCAGUUGGUAUUUCUAAACCCUCAAAUAUAAUUUUUAUUCUGCGAGUUGGGAUGAAUUGAUCAUUAACUUUUCUCGUUAUUCUGAUAAUUUGUUUGAUAUUAACCGGUGAAUUUAUGUCCUUUAUUAAUUCUUCUUCUGUUAAUUCGGUUGGGAUGUCGAAUAUGAUGCCUAUUUUGGAGAUAAAGUGUGCAAAUAUUUUACCUUCAUAUUCCCCGUGUAUUGAUUCACAAAAUUUAUUGGCUGCGUUGCCGUUUUUGAAUAAUAGCCUACAUCGUCCGAAUCCAAUUUUCUUAAUGUCAAUAAUAUCGGAAAUUUUAUUAUUUAUAAUAUAUUUGUUUAAACUGAUAGCAUUAAUUGGUUGUCUUUCACCAUUAUUUGUCAUUCUGUCUACAUAUACCAUAAAUGAGCCUUUAUGAUUAUAUUUUGUCUUGCUUCCAUUUGUGAAAAAUUUUCUAAUGUCAUAAUCUCUUUGAUUGUAUACGCCUUAAUUCUGGCUGGACAUCCUUUGUAAGUUGCGCUGUGAUUACCUUCACAGUUGGCACAAGAAAUAGUUCUGUAUUUAUCGUGUAGUUCGUGUGAUUGACCACAUUGUGGGCAUAUUUUUUUUUGCUGUUUGCAGUGCUUUGAAAAAUGGUUGUAUCUGAAGCAAUUGUAGCAUUGUCCAAAGGAAAUGAAUGGUUUAACUUGUAUUUUUGUGUAGGAAUAUGUUAUCUCAGUUGGUAUUUCUAAACCCUCAAAUAUAAUUUUUAUUCUGCGAGUUGGGAUGAAUUGAUCAUUAACUUUUCUCGUUAUUCUGAUAAUUUGUUUGAUAUUAACCGGUGAAUUUAUGUCCUUUAUUAAUUCUUCUUCUGUUAAUUCGGUUGGGAUGUCGAAUAUGAUGCCUAUUUUGGAGAUAAAGUGUGCAAAUAUUUUACCUUCAUAUUCCCCGUGUAUUGAUUCACAAAAUUUAUUGGCUGCGUUGCCGUUUUUGAAUAAUAGCCUACAUCGUCCGAAUCCAAUUUUCUUAAUGUCAAUAAUAUCGGAAAUUUUAUUAUUUAUAAUAUAUUUGUUUAAACUGAUAGCAUUAAUUGGUUGUCUUUCACCAUUAUUUGUCAUUCUGUUUACAUAUACCAUAAAUGAGCCUUUAUGAUUAUAUUUUGUCUUGCUUCCAUUUGUGAAAAAUUUUCUAAUGCCAUAAUCUCUUUGAUUGUAUACGCCUUAAUUCUGGCUGGACAUCCUUUGUAAGUUGCGCUGUGAUUACCUUCACAGUUGGCACAAGUAAUAGUUCUGUAUUUAUCGUGUAGUUCGUGUGAUUGACCACAUUGUGGGCAUAUUUUUUUUUGCUGUUUGCAGUGCUUUGAAAAAAUGGUUGUAUCUGAAGCAAUUGUAGCAUUGUCCAAAGGAAAUGAAUGGUUUAACUUGUAUUUUUGUGUAGGAAUAUGUUAUCUCAGUUGGUAUUUCUAAACCCUCAAAUAUAAUUUUUAUUCUGCGAGUUGGGAUGAAUUGAUCAUUAACUUUUCUCGUUAUUCUGAUAAUUUGUUUGAUAUUAACCGGUGAAUUUAUGUCCUUUAUUAAUUCUUCUUCUGUUAAUUCGGUUGGGAUGUCGAAUAUGAUGCCUAUUUUGGAGAUAAAGUGUGCAAAUAUUUUACCUUCAUAUUCCCCGUGUAUUGAUUCACAAAAUUUAUUGGCUGCGUUGCCGUUUUUGAAUAAUAGCCUACAUCGUCCGAAUCCAAUUUUCUUAAUGUCAAUAAUAUCGGAAAUUUUAUUAUUUAUAAUAUAUUUGUUUAAACUGAUAGCAUUAAUUGGUUGUCUUUCACCAUUAUUUGUCAUUCUGUUUACAUAUACCAUAAAUGAGCCUUUAUGAUUAUAUUUUGUCUUGCUUCCAUUUGUGAAAAAUUUUCUAAUGCCAUAAUCUCUUUGAUUGUAUACGCCUUAAUUCUGGCUGGACAUCCUUUGUAAGUUGCGCUGUGAUUACCUUCACAGUUGGCACAAGUAAUAGUUCUGUAUUUAUCGUGUAGUUCGUGUGAUUGACCACAUUGUGGGCAUAUUUUUUUUUUGCUGUUUGCAGUGCUUUGAAAAAAUGGUUGUAUCUGAAGCAAUUGUAGCAUUGUCCAAAGGAAAUUAAUGGUUUAACUUGUAUUUUUGUGUAGGAAUAUGUUAUCUCAGUUGGUAUUUCUAAACCCUCAAAUAUAAUUUUUAUUCUGUGAGUUGGGAUGAAUUGAUCAUUAACUUUUCUCGUUAUUCUGAUAAUUUGUUUGAUAUUAACCGGUGAAUUUAUGUCCUUUAUUAAUUCUUCUUCUGUUAAUUCAGUUGGGAUGUCGAAUAUGAUGCCUAUUUUGGAGAUGAAGUGGGCGAAGAUUUUUCCUUCAUAUUCCCCGUGUACUGAUGCACAAAAUUUAUUGGCUGCGUUGCCAUUUUUAAAUAAUAGUCUACAUCGUUCAAAACCAAUUUUUUUAAUGUCAAAUAUAUCAGCGAUUUUAUUAUUUAUAAUAUACAUAUUUGUUUAAACUGAUAGCAUUAAUUUGUUGUCUUUUACCAUUAUUUGUCAUUCUGUCUACAUAUACCAUAAAUGAGCCUUUAUGAUUAUAUUUUGUCUUGCUUCCAUUUGUGAAAAAUUUUCUAAUGCAAUAAUCUCUUUGAUUGUAUACGCCUUAAUUCUGGCUGGACAUCCUUUGUAAGUUUCGCUGUGAUUACCUUCACAGUUGGCACAAGAAAUAGUUCUGCAUUUAUCGUGUAGUUCGUGUGAUUGACCACAUUGUGGGCAUAUUUUUUUUUUGCUGUUUGCAGUGCUUUGAAAAAUGGUUGUAUCUGAAGCAAUUGUAGCAUUGUCCAAAGGAAAUGAAUGGUUUAACUUGUAUUUUUGUGUAGGAAUAUGUUAUCUCAGUUGGUAUUUCUAAACCCUCAAAUAUAAUUUUUAUUCUGCGAGUUGGGAUGAAUUGAUCAUUAACUUUUCUCGUUAUUCUGAUAAUUUGUUUGAUAUUAACCGGUGAAUUUAUGUCCUUUAUUAAUUCUUCUUCUGUUAAUUCAGUUGGGAUGUCGAAUAUGAUGCCUAUUUUGGAGAUAAAGUGUGCAAAUAUUUUACCUUCAUAUUCCCCGUGUAUUGAUUCACAAAAUUUAUUGGCUGCGUUGCCAAUAAUAGCCUACAUCGUCCGAAUCCAAUUUUCUUAAUGUCAAUAAUAUCGGAAAUUUUAUUAUUUAUAAUAUAUUUGUUUAAACUGAUAGCAUUAAUUGGUUGUCUUUCACCAUUAUUUGUCAUUCUGUCUACAUAUACCAUAAAUGAGCCUUUAUGAUUAUAUUUUGUCUUGCUUCCAUUUGUGAAAAAUUUUCUAAUGUCAUAAUCUCUUUGAUUGUAUACGCCUUAAUUCUGGCUGGACAUCCUUUGUAAGUUUCGCUGUGAUUACCUUCACAGUUGGCACAAGAAAUAGUUCUGCAUUUAUCGUGUAGUUCGUGUGAUUGACCACAUUGUGGGCAUAUUUUUUUUUUUGCUGUUUGCAGUGCUUUGAAAAAAUGGUUGUAUCUGAAGCAAUUGUAGCAUUGUCCAAAGGAAAUGAAUGGUUUAACUUGUAUUUUUGUGUAGGAAUAUGUUAUCUCAGUUGGUAUUUCUAAACCCUCAAAUAUAAUUUUUAUUCUGCGAGUUGGGAUGAAUUGAUCAUUAACUUUUCUCGUUAUUCUGAUAAUUUGUUUGAUAUUAACCGGUGAAUUUAUGUCCUUUAUUAAUUCUUCUUCUGUUAAUUCAGUUGGGAUGUCGAAUAUGAUGCCUAUUUUGGAGAUAAAGUGUGCAAAUAUUUUACCUUCAUAUUCCCCGUGUAUUGAUUCACAAAAUUUAUUGGCUGCGUUGCCGUUUUUGAAUAAUAGCCUACAUCGUCCGAAUCCAAUUUUCUUAAUGUCAAUAAUAUCGGAAAUUUUAUUAUUUAUAAUAUAUUUGUUUAAACUGAUAGCAUUAAUUGGUUGUCUUUCACCAUUAUUUGUCAUUCUGUCUACAUAUACCAUAAAUGAGCCUUUAUGAAUAGAAUCAUAUGUAUAGUUGAGUUUAUUUGGAUUGGUGUUAUUUUCCACGGUUAUAUGUGUUUCCUGGUCAUUAUGUUGUGUUGAAUCUCGUCUUAUCCUGUUGUUUUCUUUGGGUCUGUUCCGACUAUUGCUCCUACUUCUGAUAUCAUCGUAGUGGAAGAGGCAUUCCUGCCCCCGCCUUUUCGGUUCAUUUUGGAAAAACUCGCCCUUAUUUGCUUUGAAGAAAUUGAUGAAUUAUUAUACGCGAUUUGGUUAUAAGAAUGUAUUUUAACCUUCUGGAGAAAAAAUACGGUGAUUAAUUCAAUAAAAUAAGCUUAUUUUUCUCAAAAUUUCUAAGAUAUCAUUUCAAAAUUUCUAGGUGCUCAAGCGUUUUUAAAAAAUAUUAACCAUUUGUGGAGCUACUGCUGCACCUUAUGAGCUACAAUUUAUAACUAAAACUUAAAUCUAAAGAAGAAGUAUAUCUAGAGCCUAUGUUUACUAUUAGCUACGUGACUUUGCAUUGUUGCACUAUUAAUAGCAUCAGGCGACCAAUGCAGUGGCUGACGUGAGAUAACGAAUUUCCUUAUCCUCUCAAUAUCUUCUGUUGCACUAUUAAUAAUAUCGAGCGCCAACGCAGUGGCUGGCGUGGGAUAAGAAUUUUGUUCACUCAAGCCAAGCUGGGAUUUAAAGUAGUAGCUGUUAACUACAGUGAUCGGUCUCACAGCGUUCGGUGCUCACUUGCCUAACAGCUUUCGGUAAUGCUUUUACGUGGGUGACCAGCAGUUAUUACUGCUUAACUUAUGUAUAUAGCACCAAUUCUAAAUCCAAUAACCUGAAAUUAUUUAAAAUUACUAAUUUUUAUUAUGUAUUAAAAAGAUAUGAAACAUACUCCGCCAAUUGCACCGUCACCUCCUUACUCCUCCUUUGCUGUGCACACACGUAUAACUAGAAUGAAAUUAUUUUAAUUAUAAAAACAAAUAACAAAAGUAACACAAAUAAAUGCAUUUAUAAGUUCGCUAAAUAUCCAAAAACACUUAACGAAAUAAAAGAAAUAUUUAAAACGCACCUGCAUCCAUUCACUUAAAAUUUUUUUUUCAAAUGAACAGCGGCCAUGGCGGCGAUUUUUGAAUGGUUCAUUGUAUCUUUCUCUUAUGCCGGCCAUAGACCACACAAGUAAACUGCACAAGUCUAUCACUGUGCAAAAAAAAAAAAACUGCAACUCGCACGAUACAAGCUAACUGUACAAGUUUUUAUUUUAAUGUUGAAAACGAAACAGACAACAUGUGUAAAUAUUGCGCGAUAAUAUUAAUCGCUAUUGCGAUAAAAAAACAACGAGAAAAAAGGAAAAGAAGUGUGUGGAGUAAACAAUGGUUUUUAAAAAGAGACAAGUUAGGACAGCAGAAAAUAUUGAAAGAAUUAGAAUUUUCAGCGGAAAGUGAUUUUAAAAAUUAUGUAAGAAUGAGCAAAGAAACUUUUGAUGAAUUGUUGGCAAAAGUGGCACCACUAAUAAAAAAAAUUUAGAAUAUUAUAGAACCAUAAUGUUGGCUCAUAAAUAUCCUCAAAUCCAGCUCCAGUCUUUUCGCUUCUUUGCACUUUCUUAAAUUCUUUUCUGUAUGUUGUCCUAUAUGUAUUAAUUUUUUUAACCACCAUAUCUCUGUUUGCGUCGGGAUAUUUUUCUUUUAAUUUUAAAACUAAUUUUUCGUAUGCUUCAGCUUUCAUUAUUCUGUUGCUAUAUUCUUUGCUUUUUAUUCGCCAUAGUGAAGGUGAUUCUUUAUAAAGUUCAAGGAAUUUUGCUACUCUAACUCCCGAGAUUGCCACUUAACCCUUUCACUACCGUACUAUACGCAGCGAUGUUAAAAAAAUUUAGGUCGUUUUUUCGGAUGGAUAUAAUCUUCUAAAAGAGAAAAAUAAAACACUUUUUUUUCGUAUCCUUCAGAAGGAAGAUAUGUCCUGGGAUAAUAUGUCCCACUGGUAUAUUUACACGGUAUUAAUUGGGACUAUAUAUCCCAUUGUUAUAAUUUUUUGAGAAUAAUAAAAUUUAGUUUUUAUUUGUAACUCAAUUUAAGUUUUAUUUAUUUAUGGAACAUGCCAAAACAUUCAAAGCAUAAGGGCUCUUUGCACAUUGAACAAAUGUAAUACGUGCGUUUUUCUUUUUUUAUUGAGGUGCAUAAAACACAGCGUCUGCGGCGAUCACCUUUUACUGGCAUAUGAUCUCCCACGUUUAACAUUUUUUUUGCUCUUUUUGACCUGGUCCUUUUGUUGUAGAUGUCCUUUUGACUUUUGUCCCAACUCUUCCUUGCGCAAUGAGCUGUUCUGCGAGUGGAACAAUAAAAUUUUUCAGUUGAAACUUUUUGUGGAUAUUUUCCUGAUAAACAAUAUGGGCAUUUACAAUAGAUGUCAUGAGAAGCUUGAAAAAUACUUUACGCCACCAUUUGCUUGAUUGUCUGUUCUGUUCAUAAGUUUUAACCUUUUGAUCAGAUAUGUCAACUCCUCCCAUGUUCUCAUUAUAGAAAGCCAAUGCUUUAGGACAGUUAGUAACAACCCUUGAACCAUCUUUUUGCUUUCUGAAGACUGCGGACAUUGUAGGACUAUGACAGUUACUCAUAACAAUAACUUCACGUGAGUCCUGCCAUUUUGCUACCAUUAUACCGGUUUCGCUAAUGCAAAAUUUACAUUCACCUUUCUUCAAACGGUCACUAAUGGUUGGCAAGUUCUUUCUAUUUUGAAUACAUGUUCCUACGCAAGCAAAUGGCAAAGUUUUCAUCAGAUUAUAUGAGGUGAAAAAACGGUCAAAAACCAACACAGUAUCUGGAUUUCGAAUAGUUUUGCACAAUUUAAAAACGACUCUCUCCCCUAAAGUUCCUGAUAAUGUUGAGCAUUCCUCUUUACCCGCAUAAAUAUUAAAAUCAUAUGUAUAACCAGUUUUAGAAUCACACCUUUGCCAAAUUUUUAUGCCACGUUUAGUCGGCUUCAUCGGAAGAUAUUGCUUUAGAGAAGAUCGACCUUUAAAUUUUGCCAUGGACUCAUCGAUGCUUUGACGCAAACUAUCGGUACGAGUUUUGACAAACGUAUAUUUCAAGCAAUUGGUAACUUCUUCUAUAUAAUAAAGCUUAGAUGCUGCUUCAGGUUUCUCAGGGAAGUUAAAAUAUAAUUUUGACAUUAAGGUCUGAAAACGAGUUCGCGACAUCGCCUUUUUUAUGUACUCAUUUCCCAUGGAUUCAUUUUGGGACCAGUAAUCAGAAAUCUCUGGAAGUUGAUUAUAACCCAUUAUAAGCGUAAUGCCCAACAAAAUUUUAAUUUCUGAUGCAUCAGUUGGUGCAAUAUUAUAACUUCUUUGUUUUUUUAGAAUGCUCAAUCGUUCAUUUGUGCACUGCGCGAUAAAAAUAAAUAAUGAUUCUUGAAAAAUGCAUUUGAAGACUUCGAACUCAGUUGCAUUCCUUGAAAUUUGAGCCAACAGAAUGGGCUCAACGUCUUCAGUGAUAGAAAAGCGAGGACGAAAAAAACUGAUGGUUCUCCCCAUACUACUGGAAGAUUGGAACUUUCACUGGAUAACACUAUUGCAUUAUCAAUAUCCGUUACUUCAUCAUCCUCGCUCGGAGACUCGUCUACUUCGUUCUCGGAAUCCGGAAUAUACUCUGAGUCAGAAGCACUAAAAUCACUUACGUCAGAGUCGCUGGAAUUGAUAAUCGCCAAAAUGUCGUCUUCCCUCAUAUUUCUGGCAGAUUUUUUUCUAUUAUUCAUUCUGUAAAAUUGAAAGAUAUAAAUUCUAUGAAUAUUUCCAUUUCGGAAAUGUAUACCAAUGGGAUUAUGUGUCCCGCUUAUUUGAAUUAUACAAUUCCAAUGGGAUCAUAUAUCCCAACUGGACAAAACCCCAAAUAAACGAAUUUAUUUACAACAUUUUGUUGCGAACUCACCUUAUAAUAUUGAAAAACACUUAUUUUAUUCACUCAAAUUAAUUUAGUAAACAGAAACACUUUUAUACAUUUACAAAUAGGCAAACACGUGCACAUUCACUAAAGGUUGCUGUCCGUUAAUUGCAAUAAAAGGCAGUACAGUUAUUGAACGAAACCAAAUCAGCUGAUAUUGAACGAAAAAUACUGUAAACUACCAAUAGGACCUUUUCCUAUCUAAAUUGAGCUUGAAUUGUAUUUUUGACGAUUUUUUAAAUUUCUCUUGGGAUGCAUGAUCCCCAUGGUAGUGAAAGGGUUAACUACAAAAUGUUAGCAAUGUGUAUGUAUUGGUAAAAGCUGAAAAAAAUUGCAUGUGUAGUGGUGUAUUAGUUAGCUCCGUCUUGUAGGGUAAUUUGUUUAAUAGAACAAUUUAAUUUUAUUUUCAAAUAUUUUUGCCCUAGCUUGCGUGGAUUAUUUGCAAAUUUAAUGGAUUUAUCCAUUCUGGUGGCAACAUCGAUUUUCAGCGACACCAGCUUUCCCUUCGCAAGUGCCCUUAUGUUUUCAAACUGCUCAUUGACUGACACAAAAUUCAUAAUAUUUCGAGACGUUACAGGGUUCAUGCCAAGUGCAUUAUAUAUUGGAUCCAUUAUUUCUUUGAUCCCUUCACUGUCUAGAAAUAUAAAUGGUUUCCGUCAGUGGUUCCCAUUUUAAUCAAAGAAGAAACAAUUGCUUUUUCGCUCGUUUAAUGCGAUAUUUUUCGUUUUUCUUCACAUUGAGUCAAUUUUAAAUAUCCAGAAUUGUUCCACUCAUUAGAAAAAAAACGGUUUCGGGUUUUGAUUUCUUUGUCAACGAAAUUUUCACUCAUAUAAAAAAUGUUCACUCCACCUUUGGUUGUGGUGGUGUCUAUUUUUGUUUUUUGAUGAACUUUUGAUAUAUAUUUUGUUAUAUUCUGGUGGGACCGGUCAACUCCUGAGUUGGCUUCAGAUUUGCAUAAUUAUUUUUUGGGAUUAUAAAAGGGAUAAUACCUAUUUACGAGAAAAUAUAUACAUAUGUAUUUACAUAUAUAUUUUUUCCCCUUAUUUAGAACAUGGUUUGUACCACUAGAUCCUUUAAUUCACUUUACUUUUUUAAAAGGAUCCUAUCGACUGCGCCAAUUUUAAAACUAAUAGGUGUUCAAGGGUUUUUAAAAAAUAUUAACCGAAUUGGCGAAUAAGAAAAGACCAGUUGGUUUGGAUGGUUAAGUCAGACUAAAUUUACAAUUUAUUAAUUAUUUAAUCAUACCUCGCCUGAGAGCAUGUGCGACAGUUUGCUACAAAUUGCUCUGCCUUUUUUCAAUUUUUGGGAAAAAAGUCUUCUAUUAUUUGUUUUACAUUUUCCUGGGCUGCUCGCUGCGCACGAUUAUGCUCAGCAGCUAAAAUUUUCUGUUGUUUAUUUGUGUUCAAUAUAUCAUUUACGAGAUUCUCCGUGUCUGAAUUUAUUGUUGGAAAAUUUUCUAUUCAUUUAUCUUGAAAUUGCGCUAACGUGUGUAGGUCGCACCGUAUUGCAUUUACCACAUCUGCUGUUACAGCUCCUGUAGGUGCUUCAUUAAAUCGUCCCUGGUUCUGAACGUAAUUAAGUAUCUCAUCUUCUUGCCAAAUAUUAUAAAAGUUUUUUGUGAGGUUCUACGCCUUCCUCUAUAAUGAUCUGAUUUCAGGAACAAUUUACGGGUUUCUUUGUUCUUUCAAUUGCAUUGUUUGGGAUCAGGGAAAUUUCGUAUUGUGUCGACUUUGUCUGAACACAUUUUCACUCCUCCCUGUUCUAUAUUGCUUCUAUAUCUCUUAAAUAUUGUUGUUUAUUGUCGGAAAAAAUUAUGACGUCAUCCAGGUAAACAAAACAACUUUUUCCAAUGUAUUCCCUCAACAACCGGUAAAAUUCAUACUUGCCGUUCUUGACGGAGAAAGCUGUUUUUUCUCUGUUCUUCUCUGAUAGUUUAAUCUGAUGCAAACCAGAUUUUAAGUCUGGAGUGGAGAAAUAUUUUCUUCCACCUAAAUUGGACAGGAUUCCGGAUAUAUCCGGAAUCGGGCAUUUAUCAGCGAUAGUUUUAUUUUUGAGUUUCCUGAAGUCAAUAGCUAACCUUUGCUUUACAUGUCCGUUUUCGUCUACCCCCUUUUUCUUUACCACCCAUAUGGAAUUGUUAAAUGGUGAUCUCGACGGUCGGAUAAUGUCACUCGCUAAUAGGUCUUUGAUUUCUUUGUCAACGAAAUCCGCUACACACAUUGGAUAAGGGUACAAUCUUGAAUAAACCGGUAUAUUAUCUUCGGUGCGGAUUGUUGCUACUACAUUUGUAUUGUAUGGUAAUGCUUCAUUUUUUAUCAUUAAAAAAAAAAUUCUCUAACCUCUUCUGGUACAGAAUUCGUUUGCAACCUAAGAUGACUUUCGCCUUGACUGUUUAUAAAGAUCUGUAGAUCUAUAUUAACUUUAUUCACUUUAAUUUAAAAUUCGAAUUUAACAAAACAAUAGUCGUCAAACGUAAACUAUAUCCGUAUAUUAGCUUUAUUCACUUUUAAAUUUCAAAUUUAUAUUCACACCAUCACUAUUCGCAAAAAAUAGUUUUAAUUUUUUUUCUUUAAUAAUUUAUGAAUUUUAAUCGAGCACUUCACUCGAUUCCCUAAUGCUAGCAGUAUGUUAAUAGUUGAUAAUGUAUCUUUUCCUUGAAUGUCAUUGAUGUCCUUAGCUAGAUUAUAUUUCCUUUCUGAUUCCUGGUGUCCCUAACCGGAUUGUUGAUGUUGAUUUCUUAUGAUGUCCUUUAACCGUAUUGCGGAGGUUGAUUUCUUAUGAUAUCCUUUGACUGGAUUACUGAUUUGACUUUUUCUUUAUUUAUUAAUUUUGUAAACUUUUAUUAACUCGUGAAGGCCCCACGUUGGGCGCCAAUGAAACGAUUUACAUAUUCGGUUAAUAUUUUUGAGGUUAUUCAGAUUCUCGGAAAUAUUGUGAGAUAAAGUAUUUUGUUUCAUGAUAUUUAAAUCGAUUUUUGCAAUAGUUAAGGAAAUGGUGUCAUAUUACAAAUUUAUUGAUAAUUCAAUAGUUUUAACGUUAUUUUUUUUAAUUUUCGUGUGAACAAGGAAACUUCCUUCUGCUGAUUGCCGUCGAAGUGCAUGCUUUAUAUUUAUUGCUGUUGCUAUUUUUUUCAUUCAUCUGUUCUAUUAAAUGUCGAAGCUAUAGCCCUUGCCCAUUACUGAUACUUGCCGAAUUUAUAUCCGAUUGAUUGUGCCUACAUCUGACCCUAAUAGGCUAGACAGACGGUAGAGUUAACCCCGAUUAACUGCGCUUUUAAUCGGUUCCAAAUUUGUAGGUGACAGACGGCAGCAAAGCGAGUUAAAAACUCCCAUUAACAGCAGAUUGGCAAUAAUAUUUUCAUUUUGGUAAAAUAAUAUUGGAUAGAAAGCAAAUAUUGCGGUUGUUAGCCGCACAAUUAGUACAAAAUCACUAGUUACUAAAAAAAUAUACAUAAAAUACGUUAUCAUUAGAACUUCAAUUUUAGAAAAAAAUUAGCUAUUCAUAGCAUGCGUAUGUUUUUGUUUACAUUUAUUUGAAAUACAGCUGUCAGUAUUGCAUAUUUUCAUUCACAAUAGGUUAAAAGCGGCCAUGUUUAACAAUGUUGCCAAUAAGCAGUUAAUCCGAAUUAAAGCCGCCGUCUGUCAGUGGUAUUACUCACGAAUUAACCCCGAUUAGAGCAGUUAAUCCGAAUUAACGCCGCCUUCUGUCAGGGGUAUAAUUCAUAUUUAAGUAUGUGAAUUGGGAAAUAGAAUUGUUAAUUGUUUCAAUAUUGCUUUUAAUUAUAUAUAUAAUUUAUAUUUAGUAUAUUUUCAUAAAUACGCAUUCAAACAAUGCGACCCUAAAUCCAACAGUAAUUGAUAAAAGUAUACUUUUAUUAUAAUAUAAUAAGAUAUUCGUAUAAAAUCUCUACAUUUAUAUUCCAGUAAUUUAAGUAAAUAGAAAUAAUAAGUAUUUUGUAUGUUUGUAUAUAUGUAAACUUUCAAUAUUUAUAUCAGAAAAUAAAUUUAAUUUAUAAAUAAAUAUCUCUACAUCUAAAAAUAUCUCGAUGAUAAUUGCAUACCAUAUAUGUAUGACCACACGGGUUUUUCAAAAGGAACACUACAGAAAUACACCGAUAGGGAGAGCAAACAACGCCAUAUUUUUCCCGCUUUUUUUACAUUUCUCUUCAGUAAGGUUUGCCAUUUCAUUAUGGAAAGAUAUACGACCCAAGAAUGAGACGAAAUUAUUAAAAUUGACUACCGAAAUUCGGAGUCAGUGGCCUCAACUUUUCGAGUGCUAUGUCCAAUUUAUGGUCAGCUCAUUUCUGACUGAAUGGCUUCGUCAACGUCAAUAAGCAAAAUAUGCGUUAUUGGUCGGGCAAGCAUUCCACACGUACUCCAUAAGUAACCAUUGCAUCCCGAAAAAAAUACGGUUUGGUGCGGUUUAUAGGCCGGGGUCUUCCGUUAUGAUCAAUAUCGGCACGUUACUGUGAAUGGGAAUCGCUACCGCUAAAUGAUUACCGAAUAUUUUUGAACUUGGACAAUAUGCGGUGCCAACAGGAAGGCGUCACAAGCCACACGGCAAAAGUCACAAUCGAUGUAUAGAAAACCAGGUUUGGCGAACGUGAGAUAACGAAAUGGCUCUGUCAAUUGGGCGCCGCGGUCGUGCGAUUAAACGCCGUUAGACUAUUUCCUGUUGGGCUACGUCAAGUUGAUGAACUUCAUACGAAUAUCGAAAGUGAAAUUGCAGUAGUAUCAGCUGAUUUAUGCUUGAAAAUCGUCGAAAAUUGGGUUCAGCGUCAGCGUGCGCGUGGUGGCCAUGCAAAAGAAAUGGACAAUGGUUUUUAUUUAGACAAAUUUUGCGGUCUUAUUGAAAACCCCUUUAUUUACAUACAAUCGAUAUAUUAACUCUUAUUUGCGACGAUAGACGUUGUCCUCUACUAAGUUUUAUUCAGCCAGGUACCAAGCCAACACGGCAGUAUUUCUCCAAAUUAUUCGAAUAAUGAUUUCUAACGUUGCAGCAACAAAAGGGGAAUUAAAAGACCACAUAAUGCUUGUUGAAUCCUUAUUCGUGAGUUAGGAUAGGCAUAGAUAUGCCGAGAAACAAAACUGUUAUAGAGAUUUAAGAGUUCGGCCACUACUUAGUAUUCCAGUCUAGUUUCGAUCAGCAUCAGAGUUCUCAACUCGGUAGAAAUAAAAAAAAAAAUAUUUUGGGGAAUAUUUUUUGAGCAACAGUUAAAAAUAAUUACUAAUUGAUUUUUGUAAAAACAGCGCCCGAAGAGGUAAGGUCCUUAAUAUACAUAUAUAUUACAAUUUCUUACAUUAAAACACAAUUUUUAUAUAUUUAGACAUAUAUAAAUGGUUUGUUUAUUUAUUUUAAAUUCCAACUUGUCAAAUGAACAGUUGCCAUUUUUAUAUUUAACUAUAUUUUAGCAUAUAUAUUUAUUGUAUUUUAGCCGGUAUUUGUACGCAAAUGAUAUCCUCAUUGUUUUGGUCCUGCAAUUCCCAUUUGACAAGUACAUUUACCUGUAAAUUAAAUGAAGAAAAUUAUUAUCAUUCAAAUAUAGCAAAGAAGUAUGUUAUAAAAUGUGCUUAUAAAUAUUUUCAUUAAAAAAAAUAUUAAAUUCGACGUCUAUAUUGGACGCAGCCUAGUUUAUAAUAUAUACAAAGUUUCGUUCAAACCAGAAUGCAUAAAAUGUCCAUACUUAUGCAGCUGAAUUGUUCACAAUUUUUCCACAUAUUAAAAAUUAAGUCCUACACCCCAAAAAACACACCCUUUAUAUACAUGUAUUUUUACAAACCUUGGGAUAUGCCUUUAGCACCGGCAAAGUGGCUUUAUAUUCAUAUGUUUCACCCUUCUCAAGCGGGCAUUUAAGUCCGCUAUCAACGCAUGCAUCGGGAUUCUGCAAAUGGAACGGCAUCUCUACGCCCAACACCUUGCCAUGCACCACUGUCGUAAUUUUCGAAGCGACCU
Zeugodacus cucurbitae (melon fly) is the source of this 18337-nucleotide messenger RNA. RefSeq lists its product as uncharacterized. Lineage: Eukaryota; Metazoa; Arthropoda; Insecta; Diptera; Tephritidae. The record is from RefSeq and is a predicted model, not a curated record. The transcript is spliced from 3 exons. Gene Ontology annotation, biological process: negative regulation of protein binding; negative regulation of SCF-dependent proteasomal ubiquitin-dependent catabolic process; dephosphorylation. The coding region runs from base 379 to 1641 and encodes 420 amino acids. Gene Ontology annotation, cellular component: cytoplasm; nucleoplasm. Gene Ontology annotation, molecular function: protein tyrosine/serine/threonine phosphatase activity; F-box domain binding.